Messenger RNA from Zonotrichia albicollis (white-throated sparrow), 5159 nucleotides. Its product is annotated as tyrosine 3-monooxygenase. The record is from RefSeq and is a predicted model, not a curated record. Gene Ontology annotation, biological process: dopamine biosynthetic process from tyrosine. NCBI's taxonomy places the organism in Eukaryota, Metazoa, Chordata, Aves, Passeriformes, Passerellidae. Gene Ontology annotation, cellular component: axon; cytoplasm; perikaryon. Gene Ontology annotation, molecular function: iron ion binding; tyrosine 3-monooxygenase activity.
CUGGCACCUCUGAGCUCACCACACACUGACACACUGCUUCUGCAGUCCCACCAAUUCCCCUGGCCAUUGCUCCCACGCCCACAGGCAGCUUCCAUUCAAUAUCUGGCUGCUGCAAUCCACUCCCCUAUCUCCCAAUGAAGACUGAUUUGGUGGGCAUGUCAGGCCCAAAAGAAGAAGCCAGCAAGGAGAAGGAGAUGUGUGGCAUACAGUCACAGAACAGCCAAGGCAGCCUGGACUCCAACAGGGAGGAUGAUGGAGAGUCUCUCAUCCUGACCCUCAUGCUCUACAACGUGAGGAAGACCGAGCUCUCCAAGGCAGCCAAAGUCUUUGAGAUGUUUGAAACUCAAAUCUAUCACUUUGAAACCCGUCAAGCCAAAAAGCCCAAGAACUCUGUGGAUGAUCUUGACAUUUUUGUUGAAUGUGAAGUUCACAGUGCUGAUGUUGGUAUCCUUGUCACCUCCUUAAAGAGAGUAGCAAAGGAUGUGAAAACCAGCCGAGAAGACAAAGUGCCCUGGUUCCCCAGAAAAAUCCAAGAUCUGGACAAGUGUCACCAUCUGAUCACUAAAUAUGACCCCAGCUUGGACCAUGGUCACCCUGGAUACUCUGACCUGGAGUACAGCAAGCGGAGAGCAUUCUUUGCUGACCUGGCCUUUAAUUACAGAGAAGGAGACCCUUUACCUCACAUUGAGUACACAGCACAGGAAACAGCAACUUGGAGAGAAGUCUACAGGAAGCUGAGGAGCCUUUACCCCACCCAUGCCUGCACCCAGUACCUGGAUGCUUUCCAGCAGCUGGAGAAGCACUGUGGCUACAGAGAGGACAACAUCCCUCAGCUUCAGGACGUCUCCAGAUUUUUAAAAGAGAGAACAGGUUUCCAGCUGAGGCCAGCUGCAGGACAGCUGUCUGCCCGUGACUUCCUCGCCAGCCUGGCGUUCCGUGUCUUCCAGUGCACACAGUACAUGAGGCAUUUCUCCUCUCCCAUGCAUUCCCCAGAACCAGACUGCUGCCACGAGUUGUUGGGUCAUGUUCCCAUGCUGGCUGACAAGGAGUUUGCCCAGUUCUCACAGGAUAUUGGACUGGCUUCUCUUGGAUCAUCUGAAGAGGAGAUUGAGAAACUGGCCACACUUUACUGGUUCACUGUGGAAUUUGGCCUCUGCAAGGAAAAUGGAUUGAUCAAAGCUUAUGGUGCAGGACUGCUUUCAUCUUAUGGGGAGCUGAUGUAUGCUUUGUCAAACGAGCCAGAGUACAAGACUUUUGAUCCAGAAGUGACUGCAGUUCACCCCUAUCAGGAUCAAGCCUUCCAGCCUGUCUAUUUCAUUGCAGAAAACCUGGAAGAUGCCAAGGUCAAGCUUCAGAGCUACGCCAUGAAGAUCAAGAAGCCUUUUGCUCUGCGCUACUACCCCUUCACCAGAAGCAUAGAGGUCUUGAACACACCACAGAAAGUCAAGAGGGCACUCCACCAGAUAAAAGAGGAGCUGGAAAACUUCUGCUUGGCCCUUGAAAACAUCUUUUAAAACCACAGCAGUACAUCUCACCUGUCACUGAGAUGCUCUUAGGUGGUACUAGCACUUUGAGGCUUAGCGAUGAAGUUGUGCUCUUAAAUGCACAACCCAGCUCAGUUCAGGUAAUCUUUUGACUGUAAUUUAGGCUGCUGACUUAGACAAAAUAAUGAGCUCCUGUUUAGAAUGUUUCAAUCACAAACAAGCCUUACUCCAAUUUUUGGUAGGUGAUAUGAGCAUACUUAUAUGUUAUGGGACUCUCACAGCUUUUUGCCUUCCCUUGCCACCUUUUCAAGUUAUGUGUCACAAAACAGCACAGUAACUUUUCAUCCACACAGCAUUGUACUUGCUGCCUUAAUGGUAUCAUCACAACCUCUUAGGCUGGCUAGCUGCCCACAGUCAGCAGUCCUUGCAGCUAACUCCUUGCUGCUAGCAAUUAGCAUCACCUAUUGCCCACAAACUAUGAAUGGUCCCCUAAAAAUAUGCAAAUACAAGAGUUUGUUAGAGGAGCACUUCUGCUCACUGUUAAGUACUCACUCAGUAGCCUUGGAAUACAACAAGAUAAUUUCUUGUCACAUUUAAGAUCACAGAAUAUUUGUACCUUCAUUGAAAGAAAAGGAAGAAAAUAGAAGGUCCCAGCUACUCUGGCUCUGUCACAUACAAGGAUGCUUAAUUUGAAUGGGAAAUCUAACUUCUAGAAAGGAAAUUCUUGUGUAAGGAAAGAUUUGUAAAAAGCCCUUUAGCAAAUAGGCUUCCAUUGCUUUUUUGAUGGAAUUCAGAUUCCUCUGGAUACCAUUAGAAAUCUUUGCCUGUUGUUGAUGCCUAGAUGAUUGUAGUAAUGAUCAAAAGGUCAAAUCUAUGGAGCACCUGGUAGAAAACUUAAGAUCAACCACUAGCUGCCAUAUAGCCUCGCUAUAGAAAAAAUAUCUGGUAUGUUCUACAACUCAUCUUGUCUCCAUCUCCAGCUCCUGAGACAUGCCUGAAAUUUAUUUAUGUUCCACAGGUCACAUUUCCCAGAAUCAGUCUAAUUAUUGCCUAAUCCAGACUUUCAUGCUGUUUGUGUCCCCUUCCUUCCUCUACAAUGCACAAAUAGAGGAAAAGAAGAUGAUGCUCCAGACCAGAAGGGUUCCCUCUCCUCUCAGUAGCAGUGCAAGCCGGUGGGGAAGAUGCAGGUUACAGGCAUGGCAUGAAAAGGGAAAAUGUGGAUCUCAUGGCUCAAGUUGGUGAUAGUUAUCUACAAAUGUAAAGGUAGAUUUAUCCUGUGCCACUUAGAAGCUCUACUUAUUUAUUCAAAAUUGUAUUUAGCACGUGGCUGCCUCGUCCACUGCUACCCACCUGCUGCCCAGUACCCAGUGUACUGAGCUCUGGGGAAAAUGUGAGGUGGUUUGGCUCUUGAUGGAAAAGGAGUUAUCAGAAAAUGAGUUACCAUCUCUGCCUGAGCUGCUCACUGUGGGAUAGGAAUACGUACACAGACACCACAGAGCAAUCCACAGGCUGUUAUUUCAUACAGACCUUAUCUCACUCUGUCAUUUUUCCACUUGUCAGGCUCUAUAGAAACUGUCUUAUUGAAAGUUAAUAGAAUGCUGGUUUUUAAAGCUCCAUGUCUACAGCACUUCCAAAAAUUUUCCCAUGAGCAGCAAUAUUCAGGAUCUGUGGAUCUGCUGCAACUGCUCCAUUUUAUUAAAAUGUGGUGAUGCCUGAAAAAUUUUGAAGUAUCUUGGCAAAAAUGGCUAUGAGACCCCCUUUAUCUUAACAGCAAGAACAUCCCAAUCUCCUUUUUUAUUUUAAUUUGUUUAAAAAUUCUACUCUAGGAGAACACUUGCAUAUCAUAAACCCUGUUUUGCUAGAAAUUCAGCCAGGGACAGAGCAGAAGUGAGUUCCUUUGCUUCCAGUAUAUUUCUCCUGUGAUGGAAGAUGAUCUCUCAGCAUGCUUUUAUGGGUUUAAUUCUACUUAUCCUGCUCAUAAACACACACACACAAAUACCAUUCCUCCUCAGAGCAAUUUGUUUCCUUACAUAUUGUAAUAAUUUAUCUGUCUGCUUCCUGCCAAUUGGUGCAUAGGCAAAAAUAUUUGAUAGCUCACAACAGAUUGUUUUCAGAAGUAUUAAUUUCAUCAAUCAGUCCUUUAACAGUGAAAAUUAAAUCAUGUGCUCCAGUUCUCUGUGUUUUCCUUCUCUUUCUUUUUAAGUGGAAGAUAAUGCCAGAGCGGAAGAGCUAUCAAAAUAUUUUCUAUAGACGGACUCUCUGGGCCAUAGGGUCUUUUUCAUGUAUUCCCUCUGAAAGGUCUGAAUGUGGAAUUUAGACUUGAGUUUGGCUAUUACUCAGAACAGACCUAUAUUUGGAAGAAAUGAGAGACCUGAUGGAUUUGUUUUGCCCAAGGCCUCACACUUUCUUUGGAGGGACUCCAGGCCCGCCCACACAUCCUUGUCUUUUCCAGGUCCUGUAGCAAGGAGAGAAAAAGAAACCAUUUUGGAGCCAGAUUCUCCCACCCUUACACAUGCUGAGUAGCACCCAGCCUCUCCAGCAAUCCCAGCGACAGCACUGAGCCUGUUUAAGGUGCUGCACACAGGAAAUUUUAUCAGCAAGAUUAUCAAAACCACUGUGGGUGUAGUUGCUUUUUCCUCGCCUUAGUGAUGGUCAGCUGGCACACAGGACUAGGGCAGGCUGCAGUGAAACUUGGUGAAGCUGCAGAACUAAUGGAUUUGGCUACCUGAACUUUUAAGAUGAGUAAAUAUUUUUCCAAAGGAUGUGAAUCUUUCCCUCCUUGCUCAGGCAGAACCUACCCCAGGCUAGCCAUGCUUGACACUCCCCUCCGAGAAGGUCCAAAUUCUUUUCUUUUGAUUCAGUGUAGUGACAAAACAAAAGCCUUCAGGGUUACAUCCUUAGGAGUUUCACUGGUCAUUUUCUGCUCUUCCAAUAGUCAUUCUUUCAUUUCCUCACAGAAGCCAACAAGUACCUCAUCCUCCUGUCAGUCUAAGGCAGCAGUGAUGGGAAAGGCAGCGAUGGGGCCUCCCGAUGAAAAUAAUGGCACAGAGGAAAAAGCACCAACCAGUAAAAAUAUGUCUUUUUGUCAGUUUGCAUUUCAGCAGUUUCACAUUAAUCUUGCACAAAAAAGGUUCCAUAGCCAAGUAAAACACAUCUUGUGACUUGAAACUGAACUGAUGAACUCCCCAUGGGCCCUUUGCUUAUCCCGAUAAACUUAUUUUUCCUAGAUGGAGUGCAUUUAGAACCAAAUAGUGUAUGUUAUUAAAUCUGUAUUGUGCUCUUCAGUUAUACAUGGGAGAGUUAGUAAAUUCAGUUUGUGGGUUUGGGUUUGUUUUGUUUUUUGGCUAACCAAGUCUGUCCUCUACCAAUUUUGGUCCACCUUCAAGCCUCCAGCUGCUUCACUGCUUCCCUGCAGAUUUGCUAGUGAUGCCAAGGGUACCACUGUGUUAGGAGAAUACACAGUUAUGCAAUUUGGGGAAUUUGGCAGGACAGCAAGGGGAAAUUUAGGCUGGCCUCCCACCCACUCCCAUGAGACAUAGUACUGUAUUACAAGGCAGAGCUGUCAUCCUCAGAAAGACCUUCUCAAUCACUUCCCUCUGGUUCCCUUAGCAUUUUGAUCUUUGUACUACCUGGUGAAUAUAAACCCUUCUUAACCACUUCAAGAAAGGCUAGGGU